UAUAGAUUUUUCAAAUUAGCGAAGAAGCUUCAUGAGUCCAGUGGUUUGACUUUGAUUAAAACUCUAUUAGUGCUCUCAUAAUUAGUAAUAACAUAAUUAUUAUUCAGAGUUAAUUUUUUGAUUUCAAAUUAAUUAAUUACCCGAUCCAUUGACCCAAAGAAAAAACCGGAUCCAUCUUAUAGUGUUGUUGUGAUCUAUGGUGAUGGCCUGUGCUCUCUUUCCCUCCUAAUUCCUUUAGGGUUCCUCAAAUCUCCUUACUUCCUUCUUCGCUCCUCUCUAUGUUUGAGAAGCCUGCUCAAGCGUUGGCAAUGUCGGAUGAGAUGGUGAUCCAAUUCUCCUCCAAUUCUUCCAAUCAGUCCGAUCACUCUCUCCCCGACAAACUCGCUAAGCUCGAGGCCCGCUUGACCGGCAAAACCGCCUCCUCCGCCAAGCCACUGCAGCUCUCCGUCUGGUCAUCUCCUUCCACCGCCGCGGCGGGAUCGUCGGAGGCCUCUAUCAGUGAUUCCGACGACGAGAAUACAGGAGACUUCCUCAUCCGAGCCAAUACCAAAAAGCGCCACAAAGUUCAACACUUUAACAACACCACCACCACCUCCACUGUUGUUGAACUUGCUGAGCCCCAAGAGGCGGCAUCCGAUGGAAGGAAAAACGAGGCUGAGACCAAGACUGGCCUUGAUGUAACUGUAAGUAAGAAGAAACAAGGUCGAGCUCGGGCUUCGUCAACAGGCAGAGGGCGUGGUUCUAAAGCUAAUAACGAUGUCACCAAAUCUCAGUCUUUGGUAUCAGCUCAACUUAAUGUCUCUGAUCACAAGGAUUUGGGGCCUGAUGGACAGCUCAGGAAUGGUGAAGGCUCUCGCCAUGAUGACGAUGUGUCAUCUUUACGUGCAAAAAUCACUGUGCUGGAGGAGGAAUUAUCUGAAUCUCGACAAGAUUCUUCUGAGCACCAGAAUCUUAUACGGAAGCUUGAGAAUGAGUUAAAAGAUCUAAAAGAUCAGGAACAACAAGUGAAGCAAAAGACAACUAAAGUAAUAUCUGACCUUCUAAUAUCUGUUUCCAAAAGUGAGAGACAAGAAGCAAGGACAAAAGUCAAACAUGAUUCUUUGCGAUUAGGCAGCGUUGGUGUACUCAGGACGGGAACCAUCAUAGCUGAGACAUGGGAGGACGGACAAAUGUUGAAAGAUCUGAAUGCUCAACUUAAACAAUUGCUGGAAACCAAGGAGGUUAUUGAGAGACAAAGAAAACUCCUAAAGAAACGACAGAAUGGUGAUAAGAGUGACGGGACUGAUUCAGAAUCAGGAGCACAAGAGGAAGAUAUCAUCCCCGAUGAGAUUUACAAGUCUCGCCUUGCUAGUAUCAAGCGGGAGGAGGAAGUGGUUUUGCGUGAGAGAGAGAGGUAUGAACUGGAGAAGGGUCAGCUUAUAAAGGAGAUGAAGCGCAUACGAGAUGAAGAUGGUUCUCGGUUCAACCAUUUCCCAGUUUUGAAUUGCCGAUAUGCGCUUCUAAAUCUUCUUGGUAAAGGAGGAUUUAGUGAAGUCUAUAAGGCAUAUGAUUUGGUGAAUCAUAGAUAUGUUGCGUGCAAGCUUCAUGGUUUAAACGCUCAGUGGAGUGAAGAAAAAAAGCAAAGUUACAUCCGACAUGCCAUGAGAGAAUAUGAUAUCCAUAAAGAUCUUGUGCAUCACCACAUUGUCCGGCUUUGGGAUAUAUUUAGAAUUGACCUGGAUACAUUCUGCACUGUUCUGGAAUAUUGUAGUGGAAAAGACCUUGAUGCGGUUUUGAAGGCAACACCUAAUCUUCCUGAGAAAGAAGCAAAGAUUGUCAUUGUACAAAUAGUUCGAGGCCUUGUGUAUCUGAACAAAAGAUCACAGAAGAUAAUUCACUAUGAUUUGAAGCCAGGGAAUGUUCUAUUUGAUGAGUUUGGAGUCGCAAAAGUGACUGAUUUUGGUCUUAGCAAGAUUGUGGAAGACGAUGCUGGUUCCCAAGGAAUGGAGCUUACAUCACAGGGAGCUGGAACCUACUGGUACUUGCCCCCAGAAUGUUUUGAGCUUAGCAAAACUCCUAUGAUCUCAUCAAAGGUUGAUGUAUGGUCGGUUGGUGUUCUGUUUUACCAAAUGCUAUUUAAAAAACGACCCUUUGGACAUGACCAAAGCCAAGAACGGAUACUACGAGAAGACACAAUCAUUAAAGCCAAAAAAGUUGAGUUCCCAGCAAAACCUGCCAUCUCAAAUGAAGCAAAGGAUUUGAUUCGACGAUGUCUAACAUAUAACCAAGCAGAUAGGCCCGAUGUUCUAACACUGGCACAGGAUCCGUAUCUUUCCUACACUAAGAAAUGAGAAUGUGUAGUCGUCACAAACAAACCGGAGAUACUCCAUGUCCUAGAUUGUUUUCUUUUUGUAUAGAUUAUAAAGAUUUUGUGUUUUUUUUUAAUAAAGUUUUUGUUUGUUUAUUUAAAUCUUUUUAUCUCCCAGGUACCUUGCAUAUUAAUUUCCGGUAAAUUUGAUUAGGCUGUUUUCCUAUGCUCCGUACA
Molecule: messenger RNA, 2524 nt
Organism: Brassica rapa (field mustard)
Lineage: Eukaryota; Viridiplantae; Streptophyta; Magnoliopsida; Brassicales; Brassicaceae
Product: serine/threonine-protein kinase TOUSLED
Biological process (GO): peptidyl-serine phosphorylation; intracellular signal transduction; chromosome segregation
Cellular component (GO): nucleus
Molecular function (GO): protein serine/threonine kinase activity; ATP binding
Source: RefSeq, a predicted model, not a curated record